Molecule: messenger RNA, 750 nt
Organism: Lactuca virosa
Lineage: Eukaryota; Viridiplantae; Streptophyta; Magnoliopsida; Asterales; Asteraceae
Source: the annotation of a GenBank genome assembly
AUGACGUUUUUAAAAGAACUCUUUGCUAGUAUAUACGAGCCCUUCUUUGGACUAAAUGAGAUGGAUUAUGAGCUUCAUGAAGUUGAAGUGGUUGAUGUUGGAAAAGAAGAUGUUUUGCUUCCAAGGGUUGGUUUAGAGCUACACAAAGUACUUGAUGAGGUUGAGCAGGGGCUGGAUGAAAUAUUAGGGGAGGGUAGUUUUCAAAAACAAUCACAAACCUAUGAUGCUACUCAAUCAGAUUAUGGGGGUAAUGAUGAAGAUGUAACCAAUGUUGAGUUUAAUGAUGGAAAAGAUGAUGGUGUCCUUGUAGAUAAGGUAAAGCUGGAUGCUGAACAGAUUACAUUGAUGUUGGAAGCAGGAUAUAACAUGGAAGAAAUUGAAGGUAUGGAAGGGGUAGAACUAGAACUGGAUGACAUGCCACCCCUUGAGUUGGAUAUGGAAGAUGUAUUGGAUCAUCCAUCUGAUAAUGAUGAUGAUGCUAUUAUUAAUGAUGUUGAUGGUGUUGUUGAUGAUGCUAUUAUUGAGGUUGAUGAUGGUGGUGAACAAGAAGAAGGAGGUGAUGAUGGUCACUUGGGUGAUGAUGAAGGUGAACAAGAAGAAGGAGGUGAUGAUGAUCCAUCUGAUAAUGAUGAUGAUGCUAUUAUUAAUGAUGUUGAUGGUGUUGUUGAUGAUGCUAUUAUUGAGGUUGAUGAUGGUGGUGAACAAGAAGAAGGAGGUGAUGAUGGUCACUUGGGUGAUGAUGAAGCUUGA